CCACCAUCCCUCCUUACCAUCAUCAUUAAGCAAUUGCCAACGCCAGCCUUAAGCCCCGACAGCCGACAGGGCUCUGUGCUGUUUGAUCGUUUGAUGCACCCUUUCCCCAGACAAGCACAAAUGGUUAGCUUGGCGAUCACAGUCACCAACAUAUCGAGCAUCAGUGAUACGUCGAUAUCUUUGUAGACAUGUACAUACAUACCUCCGUCACUCAUAGUUGGGUGUACGUAUGUAAUAAGCGAGGCGCUUAUCCUCCUCUAUGUUCUAGGGAUUCAAGUUGAAUGGAUAUUGUUGUCCCUUACGCAUUUGGAGCGGCAGGUACAACACAUCGUGCGUCUCGCACUGGCUCUUCCCCCUAUUUCCCCUCAGCUGCUCCCAUCAAUUAUGAGAGGAAAGAGACAGUGUCAGAUACAACGAUACAACGGUACAAUAUCAACGUUCUUUCCAUCAAUAUCAAAGUUCAUAUAGGUACGUACAUCCAUAUAUACAAAUUACCUAGGAGUCGUCAGCAGGCAGGAACCAGCUUCAAAUCGAAUACCGAUUACUCCAUCGAUCAUAAUGUCUCCAACAAUUUCUCCAUAUUCAUUCAUAUUCGUAUUCAUAUUCAUAUUCGAGUUCAAGUCCAGCCAGCCCUUUUAAUUCUCCGUCUUCAACGUUGCUAUAUACUGCUACACACUACAUACUAUAUACUACAUACUGCAUACAUAUUGCAUACACAAUACUUCAUCACGGACCACACUCCGUACACUCAUUUCUUCCAAUUCUAGUAGGUUACUACGCCGGUCAUCUCAAAUACAGAACACGUAUACGCACCUCUUCUUAAAGAAAGCAGAAAAUUUACACGGAGCCACUGCGGAUGGACCAUUAACGGGCCAUCGAUAUGUGAGUAUAUCCAAUAACAAAAACAGCA
Molecule: messenger RNA, 910 nt
Organism: Annulohypoxylon truncatum
Lineage: Eukaryota; Fungi; Ascomycota; Sordariomycetes; Xylariales; Hypoxylaceae
Exons: 1
Coding region: 282-767 (161 amino acids)
Source: RefSeq, a predicted model, not a curated record